UAAUUUUCGAGUUGAGCAACCAUUGUUGUCCGGUUUCGGUCCAUCUCCAUUCGGCAACUAGCGAAGAAAUUCGGAGCGGAUCCCUUCCCUAUUAGAUUUCUCCGUUAAACGGCAACAGCAACAACAUUCAAAAGGAAGCCACCACCAUCAUCUUUCUUCGUUGUCGUCAAAGUCGCCUCCUCCGCCGCUCUGCCACCGAUUGUGCAACAUUUUCUUUUUAACUAUUUUCUUGGCCACAAAACCAUUUUAAAUAAAAUCAUCAAGCUACGAAUCCUCGCAAAAACGAAUUUAUCAAUUUUUUUUUCUCGUAAAUUUUUCUUAAUCAAUCAGCGACAGCAGAAAAAAUGGUUAAAGAGAAGCCAAACUCAACUCGAAUCUACGAUAAGGAUGGAUUCCGAAGGCGUGCCGCAUGCAUAUGCGUUCGUUCCGACGCCGAAACGGAGGUCCUAUUGGUGACAUCCUCAAGGCGGCCCGAAAUGUGGAUUGUCCCAGGUGGUGGGGUUGAGCCCGAAGAAGAGCCAUCUGUAACUGCUGUCAGAGAAGUACUCGAAGAAGCUGGUGUUGUUGGAAAACUUGGUCGAUGUUUGGGUGUUUUCGAUAAUCGAGAUCACAUGCAUCGUACAGAAGUUUUUGUCAUGACCGUUACAAAAGAACUAGAAGAAUGGGAAGACUCGCGAAGCAUCGGCCGCAAACGUCAAUGGUUUUCGGUCGAUGAUGCAUUGGCUCAGCUUGCUUUGCAUAAACCAACACAACGGCACUAUCUACAACAAUUAAGGCAUUCGAAGAACUCAACAUCCUCACCUCCACCCUCUCCAACUACUGCGUGAAAUUAAAUGCCCAAAAAAAUACAAAAAUGAAUGAAAUAACUUACAAUACUUUAUUUUGUUUUUUUUUUUCUACUUUUUUUUUUUUGUUCAUAAAUAAGCUGACAAAAUUUCUUACACCGAAAAACAAAAAUAAUGGGCACGCGCGAACAAAACUGAAAAAAAAACUAAAAUAACUGAAAAAGCGAAAAUAAAUACAAAAAAAAAAAUAAUUACAACAAAUACUUAUUCUAGGCAAAAGCUAGUAUGCGAAAAAAAUAUUCUCAAUUUUCUACAACAAAGUCUAUAUAAAAAACAAAAAUACUAAAAAAUUCUUUGUUUAAUUUUUAACUUAUAUGAAUGUAUGCGGAUAUAAUUAUUAAAAAAAAAAAAAAAAAAAAACAAAAAAACACGAACACUUCCACUGAUAAAACAAAAUAAUUUAAAAAAAAUGAAACUCUAUCACUCACAUGUAACUUAACAAAUUAACACGUAAUUUUUAAAUUUAACAACUUUGUUUAGAUGAUUUUUUGUUUUUUUAAGCAAUUUUUUAAGCUAUAUUUUGGCCUUGGAAGUAAACGAGGUGUUUGUAUACCUCCCAUAUCCGAAAGAAAGUCAUUUUUUAAUAAUGUAUUGUAACAAAAACUCUUUAUGUCGAAAACAAAAUAAAGAGUAAUAAAUACAAUUGAAUGAACUUAUUUGUUAAGACUUCCUACAAUUGUUACCCCAAAACAAAAAAAAAAAAGAAACAAAAUCCACAAAAAAAAAAACAA
This is a messenger RNA of Episyrphus balteatus (marmalade hoverfly), 1576 nucleotides long. RefSeq names its product diphosphoinositol polyphosphate phosphohydrolase 1 (gene Aps). Bases 345 to 827 code for a protein of 160 amino acids. The record is from RefSeq and is a predicted model, not a curated record. Gene Ontology annotation, biological process: diphosphoinositol polyphosphate metabolic process; diadenosine hexaphosphate catabolic process; adenosine 5'-(hexahydrogen pentaphosphate) catabolic process. The transcript has 4 exons. Lineage: Eukaryota; Metazoa; Arthropoda; Insecta; Diptera; Syrphidae. Gene Ontology annotation, cellular component: cytoplasm; nucleus. Gene Ontology annotation, molecular function: bis(5'-adenosyl)-hexaphosphatase activity; diphosphoinositol-polyphosphate diphosphatase activity; bis(5'-adenosyl)-pentaphosphatase activity.